AUGGAAAAUUGGGUUCCAAAUCAAAAAACACAAAUUGAUGAUGAAGAUGUGUUUGUUGAUAACACUCAAGUUGAAGGAACAAGUCAAACAACAAAGCCGAAGAAAAGGAAAUAUGUCCUAAGGGCGGCUUGUUGGGCCAAUCAUGAUGUAGUUCAUAUUGAUAAAGUUAGACUUAGCAAAUGCAAAAAGUGUGGAACUUUGCUCAAAACUGAAUCCGACAGAAAUGACGAAUUAAUCUUGUGGGUUUCUUGUAUUAGAUCCUCACAAAAUAUUCUUGCUAAUCGGUUGAAGCUUGUGUUAGACAAGAUAAUUAGCCCAGAGCAAUCGGCUUAUGUUAGUGGUAGAAGUAUCUUGGGUGGCUCGCUUUUGCUCAAUGAAAUUGUCUCAUGGGCCAAAAAAGUUAAGAAAAAGGUGUUAAUUUUUAAAGUUGAGUUUGAGAAAGCGUUCGACUCUUUGAGUUGGGAGUUCUUAGAUUCUAUCAGGGAGCAAGUGGAGUUUGGGUGGAACUGGCGUAGAUGGAUUAGAGGUUGUCUUUCUUCUAGUACGGCUUCUAUUUUAGUUAAUGGAUCUCCCACCAAGGAUUUUAAUAUUUGUAUAGGCGUGAGAUCUUCAUAUUCUAUGGAGGCAGCUUACGAUCUUCAUCAAUUUCAUGGUCUUUCUCUUGGAAAUAAGGGACCUUCUAUAUCUUAUCUUAUGUAUGAGGAUGACAUGACAUUUAUUGGUGAUUGGUCGAAGAUAGAUUUUGGGAAUCUUAAUAGAUUACUUCAUUGCUUUUUUAUUGCUUCAAGUUUGAAGGUGAAUCUUCACAAAAGUAUGGUGCGUUGCAUUGGUAUGGAUAAUUUGGAGGUUAACAGACUAGCCAACAUCCUCAAAUGUGAGCUUGCUUCUUUUUCGUUUAUUUAUCUUGGGGUAUCCGUGGGGGCGAAUAUGAAACUUGCCAAAAUUUGGAAUCCAAUAGUGGAGAAAUUUAAGAAGGGAGCUCUAAGGAAGAUCAUUCUUAUGCUUGAUGGUAUUAGAAGGAGGUUUCUUUGGGGCGGUGAUGGUGAAAAGAGGAAAAUAAAUUGGGUUUCUUGGGAUUUGGUCAAUAAACCUAAGAAAGAGGGUGGUCUUGGUGUGGGUUCUCUCGAGUCGGAUAAUUUGGCUCUUCUUGUCAAAUGGUGGUGGAGAUUAAAAAAUGGAGGUGUUUCUACACAACGUGCAUGCAUUCAUCUAGUUGUAUAUAAACGCAACAAUGAGAACUGUUGGCAUUGGAAUGGUGAUGAUGCUAGUGAUUUCUCUGUUAAAGCGCUUCGUGCCUUGAUUGAUAAACAUGAUAGUGUUGGGGAGAAUUCUUUCAAGUGGUUGAAUUGGAUCCCUUUAAAAAUUAGUUGUUUCGUUUGGACAUUAUUUAAAAACAAGGUUCCUCUCUUUCAAAACCUUUUGAACCAUGGUAUUAAUGUUCAUUCCUCCUUAUGCCCUUUCUGUCAAAUUAGCUUCGAGACUCUAGAUCAUGUAUUCUUCAACUGUGAUAUGGUGAAGGUUUUAUGGAGUUGGCUUGUGGGGUGGGUUCCAAUUAUCAAGAAUCCUCCUGAUUCGUGUGAGGAUCUUCUGGAGAUGUUGAAUUCUAAGGCUACUAACAAAAAAAAAUCAAAAGCUUAA
Messenger RNA from Lactuca sativa (garden lettuce), 1638 nucleotides. RefSeq lists its product as uncharacterized. Lineage: Eukaryota; Viridiplantae; Streptophyta; Magnoliopsida; Asterales; Asteraceae. The record is from RefSeq and is a predicted model, not a curated record.